AACGAGGAUUAAUUAUAUUUAUUGUAAGUAAUUAUGGGUUCCUUUAGGUCAUCAAUAUUACUUUCCUUCAUUCUUCGAGUUUAGAACAAUCGCAUGGCGAAUCCGAACUGGAUAGCUUAAUAUAGCAUCCUGCAGGCCUAAUUCGAAAGCCCGAGCCCUGGCUUAGAUGCUUCAUUGUGAAGUAUAAGUCAGUGCGGUGGAAUGGCUUGAACUUGGUGCUAGCUAGUGUGGAAAUAACAGCGGGCAUCUUGACCAGCAAGCGGCAAAUGGUAAAGAAUAUCAGCGUAGGAUCUUAAAAGAAAGAAUAACUUCGUCAGGGGAAAAGCAUAAAAGAAGGUUAAGUAAUAACUCAAAAGACAAAUCCUUUCUUUCAAUGCAAACAACACCUGAAUUCCUUGCAUAUAAAAUUACAUUCUGUAAAAACAACAAUCAUCGAUAUCUUUGUCUUUCUCCUCCAACUCUACCCCCCAAAAAAAUGGCCUUUGCCAAUUUUCUUCUUAUUCUCUUACUGUUACCUUCGUUCCAAGCUUUACCUGAUGUUAACCCCUUAAAAGAACAGAACUUAACCGCUCAACCAUUGGCAUUGAUCAUACAGGCUUGCACAGGCAUUGAUAGUCAGGAUUUAUGCCCCUCAACUAUACAAGAUGAGCUUCAAAGCUUAGGGCCUCAAACCCCAUCUUCAGUUUUACAUGCUGCUCUCAGGGCCACGCUUAAUGAAGCAAGACAAGCCGUUGAAACAAUAACGAAGUUCACUGGUUUGUCUGUCAGUUAUCGUGAACAAAUAGCAAUUGAAGAUUGCAAGGAACUCCUUGAUUUCUCUGUCUCGGAGUUGGCCUGGUCUUUAGCUGAGAUGCAAAAUAUUCGUGAUGGAAAUAGAAAUGCUGAAUACGAAGGCAACCUGAAAGCUUGGUUAAGUGCUGCAUUGAGUAACCAAGACACCUGCCUUGAAGGCUUUGAAGGCACAGAUCGCCACCUUGAGAACUUCGUCAGAGGAAGCCUGAAACAAGUUACACAACUUAUUGGCAAUGUUUUAGCAAUGUACACUCAAUUAAAUAGCUUGCCCUUUCGACCACCUCUUAGUAGCAUUUCCAAAAAUAAAAGCUCAAACUUUCCAGAGUGGAUAACUGAUGGCGAUCAAGAGCUUCUACGAACUAAACCACGAGGCAUGCACGUAGAUGCCGUUGUGUCAUUAGAUGGAAGCGGGCAUUAUCAGACGAUCACAGAUGCUAUCAAUGAGGCUCCAAGUUAUAGUAAUAGGCGGUACAUCAUUUAUGUGAAGAAGGGAGUUUACAAGGAGAACAUUGACAUGAAGAGGAAAAAAACCAAUAUUAUGCUGGUGGGGGAUGGAAUUGGACAAACUGUUGUGACAGGGAACAGGAAUUUCUUGCAAGGAUGGACUACAUUUCGAACUGCAACCGUUGCUGUUUCUGGAAAGGGAUUUAUAGCAAGAGACUUGACAUUUCGCAACACAGCCGGACCCCAGAACCACCAGGCUGUGGCUCUCCGAGUCGAUUCUGAUCAAUCCGCCUUCUAUCGUUGCAGCAUGGAAGGCUACCAGGACACCCUCUACAUUCACUCCCUCCGCCAAUUUUACCGUGAAUGCAAAAUUUAUGGCACCAUAGACUUCAUUUUUGGCAAUGGUGCAGCUGUCCUCCAGAACUGCAAAAUAUUCACUCGAGUCCCCUUACCACUUCAGAAGGUUACAAUCACUGCUCAGGGAAGGAAAAGCCCCCAUCAACGCACCGGGUUUUCGAUUCAGAACAGCUAUAUUCUUGCCACUCAACCAACCUAUUUAGGGAGGCCAUGGAAGCAAUAUUCCAGGACAGUUUUUAUGAACACCUACAUGGGUGGUCUGGUGCAGCCUAGAGGGUGGCUAGAGUGGUAUGGCGACUUUGCCUUGAGAACACUUUGGUAUGGUGAGUACAGGAAUUAUGGACCUGGUGCAUCAUUAUCUGGACGAGUGAAAUGGCCGGGUUACCACAUUAUCCGAGAUGCUUCAGCCGCUAAUUUCUUCACGGUUGGAAGGUUCAUUGACGGCCGGUCAUGGUUGCCUGCAACCGGUGUCAAAUUCACCGUAGGUUUGAGCAAUUAGAUCGAUGGAUAGCUAUAUAUAAUUUAUAAUACUAAUUUUUCAGUGUUUGUACUGAUUUACGUCUGUUUCACCCCCAAAAUUGAGGAUCAGAUCUGGCAGCUUCAUUAUGCCUGAUUAUUAGAUAUGAUUACUAUUGAUAUUGGUUUUUAGCCUCGUUACUUAGAAGGAGCUUGUUUCAAAGGCUCGAAAGCUCAAUGGUGGGCAACAAAAAAAGAAUUCCACAGUUCAACAAGUUUAUAUGUGACCAACCCACUUGUAUCUCUUUACCCAAAGCCAAAACAUCAGAAAAUUUCAAUUUCUUAAGAAUGGGGAUGCCAUCGGAUAACAAAACAGUUCACCUCAUUUCAACAGGUUCUGUUUAAUCUUAGCUAGCUAUUGCUCAUGAUUAAGAAUCACAAUGUUUCUUGCCUGGACAGCAACCUUAACUAUUAAGAACAAGAUUCAAGGCUUCUGACAUGAUGCAUGGUAACGUUUCUUUCCUAUUCCACAAAGAUUGAACCAAACCCAACAUGCAAAAAGACUAAUAAGUAAUUAAGGCUUCAUUCUUGACCAAAUCAGAUAA
This is a messenger RNA of Durio zibethinus, 2654 nucleotides long. RefSeq names its product putative pectinesterase/pectinesterase inhibitor 22. Gene Ontology annotation, biological process: cell wall modification. NCBI's taxonomy places the organism in Eukaryota, Viridiplantae, Streptophyta, Magnoliopsida, Malvales, Malvaceae. Gene Ontology annotation, molecular function: enzyme inhibitor activity; pectinesterase activity. The record is from RefSeq and is a predicted model, not a curated record.